Messenger RNA from Limulus polyphemus (Atlantic horseshoe crab), 3717 nucleotides. RefSeq names its product contactin-6-like. Gene Ontology annotation, molecular function: protein binding. The transcript has 13 exons. The coding region runs from base 180 to 2669 and encodes 829 amino acids. NCBI's taxonomy places the organism in Eukaryota, Metazoa, Arthropoda, Merostomata, Xiphosura, Limulidae. The record is from RefSeq and is a predicted model, not a curated record.
AGGACAAGCCGCACUUACGUAGAUACUUAAGUUCUAGUGUAAUUUUCCCUCAGUGUGACAUACGUUCUUUGGUUAAUUUUUGUAAAAUACUAACUAAGAUGAUCCACAGUAUUGAGAUCGUAUUGUUCUGCGUAAAUUAUGCUUGAAAAUACGUUCUUUUGUUUCAGAAAUACUACGAGAUGAAACUGUUAGUUACCUAUAUGGUCACCAUCGCGACCUGUUUAAUUACUUAUUAUUGUCACGAUAUUCAAUUAGAAGGGAACCCGCCAGAAAAAAUACCUAGGGUAGAGAUUUACGCACUUGAGGGACGAAGGGCAGACCUUCCGUGUAACAUCACAGCAGAUCACCCAAAUGACAGGAUUUCUCUUGUUCUUUGGUACAACAACAAAUCGCCUUCACCACUGUAUAGCCUCGACUCCAGACGCGGAAACUUUGAACAUGCAAGACAUUGGAGAAGCGAUCAGUUAGCAUCUCGAGCAAAUUUCCAUAUCCACGGAAAUCCUGCGUAUCUUCAACUAGACCAUGUGACUACCAAAGAUGAAAGUGUCUUUAUAUGCCGAGUGGACUUCGAAAAUGCCAGAACUCGGUAUCAAGAAAUUGGGCUGAAUUUAAUAGUUCCUCCAAGAAAACCGAUAAUUAGAGACGAGAAGGGUCAAGUCCAACAGAGUCUAAUCGGACCGUACAAUGAAGGAGAUCCACUGAUACUUGAGUGUGAGGUAGCUGGAGGAAAUCCUCAACCGAAUGUGACUUGGUGGAGGGAAUCUGUGCUUUUAGAUGACACCUUCGAAGUCACAUCUGAUCUUAUAUUUCGAAAUACGCUGAAGAUCCCAUCCUUACAACGUCAUGAUCUAAUGGCAGCGUUUACAUGUGAAGCUUCCAACAACGGCUUCACGUUACCUUCUUCUACUUCAAUUACAGUAGAUAUGAAUUUUAGGCCUCUAGACGUGAGUCUUCAUGGAGAUCAAAACUCCUUUUCCGCUGGAAAAAUGUCUCAAAUAAAAUGUCGUUCUGUUGGUUCGCGACCGCCAGCUGUUAUAUCCUGGUACAAGGGAAACGUUCGAAUGAAAUCUGCCAAGUCUGUAGUGUCCGUGGAUGGAAAUGCUACAACCAGCAUCUUGGAAUUUAGACCAACAAUUGAAGACAACGGAUUAUACUUGUCUUGUAGAGCAGAAAACAGCUUGAUCAAGGGUAGUAAUGUUGAAAAUGGCUGGACACUAAAAAUACAUUAUCCGCCACAGCUUACUCUCCGUCUUGGCAGCAAACUACGCCACAGUCGCAUUCAAGAAGGAAAUGACGUAUACUUUGAGUGCAGUGUUAAAGCGAGUCCGAUGGUAAAAGAUAUUAUAUGGAAAUUUGAGGGGCGAGAAGUUCAUCUCAACACAACAGCUGGUAUCAUUAUUAGCAAUCAGACUCUGGUCCUGCAACAUGUGAAGCGGACUAGUAGAGGGCGAUAUACUUGUUUCGCAACUAAUAGCGAGGGACGUGGAGAAAGUAAUACCGUCAUCCUAAGGGUACAGUAUGCCCCCGCCUGUAAACCAGGUCAGAAGACGAUUUACACUACCACAGUGAAUGAACCUGUUCACGUUAUUUGUGAAGUAGAAAGUGAUCCCGAGGAUGUUGUAUUUAAGUGGAGAUUUAAUAAUUCUCAUGAUACCCACGACCUCAGUAACUUUAAAUCCCAUAAAACAACGAGUACUGUCACUUACGUUCCAAAAUCAAAAUACGAAUUUGGGAGUCUGUCUUGUACUUCAUCUAACAGCGUCGGAGGCCAAGAUGUUCCUUGCGUCUACUCUAUCACAGCUGCAGGUCCUCCUGAAUCAGUUCGGAAUUGUUCUGUAACCAACCAAACUCGAUCUGGAAUUGCGGUAAAAUGUGCAGAUGGAUAUGACGAAAGUUUAACGCUACAACUUUUUGUAGAAGCUUACGAUAUAACGACUAGUAGUGUUGUGGCAAAUUUUUCCACAAUUUCCCCGUCUUUUGUUAUGAAAGGUCUUCCUUCUGGGUCUAACUUCGUUUUGAAAAUAUAUGCUGUCAACCAUCAUGGUAAAAGUGAGCCUUUAAUUCUAAAAGGAAGAACGGUACAAACAGCUGAGACUCAGUCUCGCCGAGAAAGCGAAUGGAAAAUUCCUGUCAAUCCAGUUUUAAUUGCUCUGCUGUCCAUUGUCGGAAUUUUAGUCGUAAUUGCCCUUUGUGUAAUCAUCAUUUUGAAAACAAGACAAAGUCGCCGACGCAAAGAAAAUCGAAAAUCCCUGGGAAAAAUCACAGAAUACUCAAAUCAACCAGAUAAAGACAUAUUGUCUGCUGACGAAUUCUCCAAAGAAAUGUACGAAGAAAACUGCCCUGAUGUAAUCCCAGCGGAUUCCAAAUACCUUGAAAUUCCUGUAUGUAAUAUUGUCAAUCAAGAAGAGCGCCAAAGUCAGAAGGGAGUUUGUCUAGUUGCAGGAUCAUCCCACCAAGAUUCCACUAAUAAUUUUGAAAUACACCAAGCAGUGCCCACUGAGAACGAGAAUCAUCAGGUACCGUGGAAAGACCCGAGCUUACUUGAAGAGGGAAUGUACUCAGGUCACCAUAGCGGAGACUAUAUUGAUCUUCAGACAUGUUACAGACAAGACGUAGAUGAGGCGUCGUUAACAGCACGUGAAAGAAACUACAAACAAACGGACGUCUGAGAUAGCCACAAUAAUGAAAAGUGAUUCAGUGUGCCUUGCUUUUUGUUAAAUAGUGGUAAUGAUUGCUUUGUUGUUCUUGGUACCACAAGGUGUCAGUUAGUAAAGGCAUUCUGCAUGAUGUAUGAUGUGUGAAUAAAAAAAAAAGUUGAUGCCCAAUAUAAUACUAUGAUUAAAAACUAACAGCGAUAACGUAAUAAGUUAUCACCAAAUCGUGGAUCUAUAAAGCUGAUUUCUCAGAGUUAUACGAUUUCCGAGGCGUCAAUCCAGGUGACCCAAACCUAUGAAAAAUCGGUACAUUUUAAUUUUGGCAUAGCAAUUAAGAUAACUGAAAAAAACGGAAUGAUCUGCACUGAAUACAAUUAUAAAGAAUUACGAUGAUUUGUAACAUUUGGUGUCGACAAUCGCAUACCUGUAAAUUGCUCUGAUAUUGUAAAUACUAUAGCGCUUUAUUUAAGACUACGCAUGUACGUCGUGAAUAUUGAAACAUGAAAGUCAUCCCUAACGUAUUAAAGUAAAAUGCUGUACUUUUUAAAAUUUAAAGUGGGAGAAAUGAAGAGUCAAUUUUGUUUAAAUCAAAUUUAAACAGGAAUAGGUUUCAGCAAAGUAAGUGUAAGUAACGCAAAAAUUACUAAAAGGAUUAAAUACACUUAUUGUUGUUGUUUAACACUCAUAACGUAGUUAAAUUAAUAUGUAGAAUUAUAACGGACUUUUCUCUACGUUAAAAUAUUUUUAUUUGGGAGCUUUCGUCCUUCUUACCGAAGCCUUCAUCGGGCAACAAUGUUCAUUGUUGCCCGAUGAAGCUCCAGUAAGACGACCGAAAGCUCGCAAAUGACUAUUAUUGUUUAUAACUGACAACCUUGAAUUGUCAGCAGUUUUGUUGUUGUUGUUGUUGUUUUGUUUUUCGGUGUACGUAAUGAUAUAGCCUUGUAAGUCAACAAUAAUUCAAGUUUUGUCUUUGGUUGUUGUUGUUUAUAUUUUUGAAAAUUUUGUUGUUUAAAUCACGGAAAUUAUUAUUUGCUUGGAUUGAAUAUCUGUAUUUCUAUGAUUU